This is a messenger RNA of Aspergillus sclerotioniger CBS 115572, 1378 nucleotides long. RefSeq names its product DUF2855 family protein. The transcript has 3 exons. NCBI's taxonomy places the organism in Eukaryota, Fungi, Ascomycota, Eurotiomycetes, Eurotiales, Aspergillaceae. The coding region runs from base 1 to 1317 and encodes 438 amino acids. The record is from RefSeq and is a predicted model, not a curated record.
AUGACAACCAAGGUGUGUUCCGUCUUUGGCAUUUUGUUCAGCUUUUCCUUGUUGCAAGUCAGGGAUUCAGGUGAUGCGUUUCAGGACGGGUUCGCCAUUAUUGAUCCCACCCCCGAGCACCCCCCUCCCCCCUCUUCCAUCCGCGUCCGCCCAACCCUCCUCUCCCUCACCACCAACAACCUCACCUACGCCCUCCUCGGCGACUACUCAAACUGGUGGUGCACCUACCCCCUCCCUGCCACCACCCCCACACCCUACAACGACCCCACCUCCUGGGGCAUCGUUCCCUCCUGGGGUCUCGCGACCAUCACCUCAAGCACCAUCCCUUCCCUGCACCCCGGAACAACCCUCUGGGGCUACUGGCCUCUAUCCUCCCACGAAGUCGACCUACAACUCAUCCCGGGAACUCCCAAAGACCAUUUCAUCGAGAUCUCCCCUCAUCGCCAAUCCCUCAUGUCCAUCUAUAACAGAUACGUUGUUCUCGAUAUCAAGGAUAUGGAUUUGGAACGUCAGGGCUGGGAAUCAGCCAUGCGUUUGCUCUGGACAUGUGGGUAUCUUCUUACCGAGUAUGUGUUUAGUUAUGAUUUGGAGAAGAAGCCUAUCAUGGCGCCGUUCCCCGGUACACCGGGGUUGGAGUGGGGGACGUCAGAGGCGGAUGUUUCGCGUGCGGUGGUGAUUUCCCUCGCCGCGAGUGGGAAGACGGCGAGGUCGGUGGCGUAUAAUUUGUGUUUGAGGCCUGAGGGGAAGGGACCGGCGGGGUUGUUGCAGGUUACGUCUGAGCCUGGGGUGAUUGGAGAGGCGGCGAGGGGGAUGAAGCCGUCUUUUCAGACGCUGGCGGUGGGGUAUGAUGGUGUUGAAGGGGCGGAGGAGUGGUUGGUGGAGAGGAAGCCGGAGAAACUGGUAGUGGUGGAUUUCGGGGGCAGGGAUGGGGUGCAUCAGAAGUUGUUUGGGAUGAUUAUGAAGAAUGAGCUGUUGAGGGGGUGUAAGCUUGUGGUUAUUGGGGUUGGACUUCAGCAGAAGGUAUACUCGAUGGAGGAGGUUAUUGCGGGGCAGAAAGCCAUGGGUGAGUUGGGGAUGAUCAACUUCAACACGUCGCCUGUUCUUGAUGCUGUGUUGGAGGUUCGGGAUUCAGAGAAGGUCUUUGAGGUGUUGAGUGAGCGUUGGAAUCAUUGGCUAGAGAAUCGCCAGUUGGUGGCCCCGGAUCUGCAUCUUGUUUGGGGAAAGGGAGUUGUUGGUCCGGAGGGUAUUGAAGGGGGCUGGGAUCUGCUCUGUCAGAGUAAGGUCAAGCCGGAUGAGGCUUUGGUUUAUCGGUUUUAGGUUUCCUUGAAGAUCAUGUUGCCGAACGCAUAUUAUUGACACAUUUGCUACCGUUAUAUAU